This is a messenger RNA of Spodoptera exigua (beet armyworm), 969 nucleotides long. Lineage: Eukaryota; Metazoa; Arthropoda; Insecta; Lepidoptera; Noctuidae. The record is from the annotation of a GenBank genome assembly.
AUGGACAUAAACGAGGACAAGAUCAAGGAGGAAGUCAGCAGCUUCGUCUCCUCUCUGCAGCGAUUACUGCCAAAGAAGAAAGACAUAAUAGUGGUGGAACCUCAGCGACACAAAAUUACGAAGCUAUGUGACGUUCACGCCGAGGCAAAGAAUACGUUCCCGAAGUGCUUUGUCGGCGCCCGCCUCAUUGUCCUCAGAGAGGUCCUGGACAGAGUCAAACUGGUUCAACAAUACAGCUAUGGGAAGACUAGAGAAUCCUACAGGUGUUUCUCCCAGCUUAUUCACAAGGAAAUGGAACCGAAGAACACCGAUGAAGGGUUGCUGGUAGAUUCCGCUGGUUCAGCUACAGCUACAUAUAAGGAGAUCCUUGACGGUGGUUACCUAGUGAGACUGACAACAAGAAUUAAGGAUUUGGUGUCGUCAGACACGGAGAUUGUGCUUGAAAAAGAGAAUGACAAGUCUGUGGGAUCGGUUUCGUGUUCUGUUAGAGAUGUGGACCCAAACACUUUACGUAUGGUGACGCAGUGGAUGUACAAAAUUCGCCCGGAUGUGUGUUUUGGGACUGAGAUUGGAUUAAAGCCGCUAAUGUACCCGCCGACCCCGGAAAUCUCGAUCAGUGCUCGAUACGACAGGCCCAGCUUCACAGUAUCUUCCACGGCCAGCAAGGUCGGCUUCCAGGUGUGUCUUUACAAACAGUUCUCACCAGACUUGAGUUUAUCGACGAUAAUAACAGAGGGCUGCCGAGCUGGGCAGACCACGGUGAGCUUGGCGAUGCACAAGAAUUACCAGAACGGUUCUGAGCUGAAAAUAUUUGUGGACUCCCAGCGUUGCGGAGGCUUCACUUUCCAAAGAGAUAUUCUGUUUUAUGAGCCUCAUAAUGAGGUCCGCGUUUUGCGCCUCGUCGGAAGUACUCUGAUUGAUAAACAAAGACGGGUUCGAUUUGGGAUCGGGUUCAAUCUGGAUUUCUAA